Messenger RNA from Asterias rubens (European starfish), 1932 nucleotides. Its product is annotated as prostaglandin reductase-3-like. The coding region runs from base 31 to 1116 and encodes 361 amino acids. Gene Ontology annotation, cellular component: mitochondrion. NCBI's taxonomy places the organism in Eukaryota, Metazoa, Echinodermata, Asteroidea, Forcipulatida, Asteriidae. The transcript has 13 exons. The record is from RefSeq and is a predicted model, not a curated record. Gene Ontology annotation, molecular function: zinc ion binding; oxidoreductase activity.
AGCGAGACCAAGACCACACGCACACCCAACAUGUCUGUGAGCAGCACCAGUAAUGGCAGUGACUCGACGGUACUUCCGAGUACAUUCCGGAAGCUGGUUUGCACCAAGCUGUCAAAGAAUUUCCGCGAGGCUGCUGUUUUGAAAACUGUCCCGAUGUUGAAACCUGGGCCUAGAGAAAUAGUUAUACGCAAUAGGUUUGUUGGGAUAAAUUCAACGGAGAUACACAGAACUGCAGGAUCUUAUAGUAUGGGGGUACUCACUCCCCCAUUUGAUCUGGGGUUUGAGGGCGUCGGAGAGGUCGUUGACCUUGGCAAAGAUGUCACACAUAUAAAGAUUGGCGACAGUAUAGCUUUCAUGUGCCUUUCAGCUUUUGGUGAAUACGUGAUGAUUGAUAAAAUACAGGCACUUCCAAUUGCAAGUGUGAAGCCGGAGUAUGUACCUUUCAUGGUCAGUGGAUUGACUGCAGAUUUAGCCCUCAGGAAUGCUGGCAGAAUAAAGAAAGGAGAAACUGUGUUGGUUACAGCUGCUGCUGGUGGGACUGGCUCACUUGCGGUUCAAUAUGCCAAACUUGCAGGCUGUCACGUCAUCGGAACCUGCUCUUCAGAGUCGAAAGCAGAAUAUCUUAAGAGUAUUGGCUGUGACAGGCCGAUCGUUUACACCAAGGAAAACGUAGGAGAUGUUCUGAGGAAGGAGUACCCAAAAAAAAUAGAUGUUGUUUAUGAAUGCAUUGGCGGGGAGAUGUUUUCAACAUGCUUUGAAUGCCUAGCUCAUUUGGGGCGCAUGGUCAUCAUCGGAUUUGUCUCGGGAUACGCCGAAGGCACUAAUGCUGAAGGAUGUAAUGCUGCUACUCCAUAUUUGAGUAAAAGGCAAACGAUGCUUCUUCUAACCCGCUCACUCAGUGUAAGUGGAUUUUAUUUAUACGAUCACAACCCCGAUUGGAACGAGUCUUUCGCCAGACAAGUAAAGCUUUUUGAGGAAGGGUCAUUGCAGAGCAAUAUUGACAAUGGAAAGAACUCCGAGAAAGGGCCGUUUAAAGGCAUCGAGGCAAUCGCAGAUGCAAUUGAGUUUCUCUACACCAAGAAGAGCCAAGGCAAAGUCGUCGUUGAGAUUCAAUAAAACACGUUCCAACAUUUGUGAUUGGUUAAAUCAAGACAGAAGCACUCUGAUUGGUCAAGGCCCAAUUUCAUAAAGCUGAAAGCAGAAAGUACUGCGCGACAAAUUUCUUUAAUGAGCAAAAAUUGAGUGGGGCACCAAUCACAACGAUGUAAAACUCCAUGUAAUUUUGGCUGGUAGCCUGAUUCUGUUUUUGUGCUUAAAGGCUUUGCGAAAUAGGGCCCUGACCUUUAACCGAGAGCUUUAUUGUUCAGUUUGAACAAGGACAGUGAUUUUUCAACAACAUUAUGACACAGGGUCCAUGACUGGUCAAUAGUAUUAAGAAACAAAGGUUAUGAUUGGUCAGUGGCAUCAAAGAGAAUUCCCUGCGUCUGUAAGCGUGAAUUCUUAACUUAUUUUUUAUUAAUUUUUUUCAUUUCAAAAUGGUUUAUUGUAAAAAGCAGAUCUGUGAAAUAAUACCCGGAUUAGCAUCUUCUUCAUUGAUAGCUACAUAGAAAGUUGAAAAGCACUGUGCAGAGUUGGUGAAAGAAGUUGGCAAAUCCCUCCUUUUUCUUUGGCAAUUAAAGAGCGACUUGCUCAUUAAUUUUGUUUAUGUGAUCACAUUUCAUUAUUGAUAAAAGCACGCAAAGAUGAAGUAGUCACAUGUCUCAUCUUUUUCUGAUUUUGCAGCUGCAAAAAGUAAUAAUUGCUAAGUGAAGCCUAUUCUCCAAAGCUUAAAAGAAAUUAAGUAGGCUAUUGACCGGUUGACCCAUUUCACCUGACAUCAUCAUCAGAAAAAUCUUGAAUGCUGGUGGGCAAUUUCACUGUGCGUUUUUAUAU